Sugiyamaella lignohabitans is the source of this 738-nucleotide messenger RNA. It is a transcript of the gene HLJ1, whose product is annotated as Chaperone protein dnaJ. The coding region runs from base 1 to 738 and encodes 245 amino acids. The transcript has a single exon. Lineage: Eukaryota; Fungi; Ascomycota; Dipodascomycetes; Dipodascales; Trichomonascaceae. The record is from RefSeq and is a predicted model, not a curated record.
AUGAGGGCGAGCAGGUGGUGGUUGGACCGGGAUCGGGCCGGGUAUAGCGGGAAUAGCGGGGUUGGAGGUACUCAUUAUGAAGUGCUGGGAGUGGCCCGGACAGCCACGGACAGACAGAUUAAGAAACGGUUUUUCGAGUUGUCGAAAAAGUAUCAUCCCGACAAGACUCGGACUCUACAGGAAGAAGACAAAGUGCAUAGCAACCGCAAGUUUCAGAAGAUCAAAGAAGCUUAUGAUACUUUGUCGAAUAAGGCAUUGCGUACCAGUUACGACCAUUCUCUUGGAUCCGGGUCAGCAGGCUCGUCAGGGUCUAAUCCAUAUUAUAAUACAGGACCUGGCGACGCAAGAAGACCCUCAUCAGGCCAAACUCAUGUCCGGCGACGCAAAGUGUAUAAUUACGACCGGCCAUACGCCAACCCCCAAGAUCCUAAUUCCGGCCGGACCUCGUCCUCGUCAUCCUCGUCGUCACACCCGGACCACCCACUAAACCCGGGCUUCCACCGGACCGGAUCAAACCACGACGUACCGCAUUUCGACUUCGACAAGCAUUUCAAACAACAGCAGGGCUACGAACAGCACCGGCUCAAACGAGUCCAGGAACGGGCCGCGGAAAUCCACUCUCACCACACCCGCCUCGAACACUUCGACCCGCGUCGGUCCACCAAACUGUCUCUCUCCGCUAUCGGCACGCUCUCAGCAGUCGCUGGCGCUGUGGCCCUCUUUGCAUAUUUCCACUAA